Messenger RNA from Lolium rigidum, 1068 nucleotides. RefSeq lists its product as uncharacterized. NCBI's taxonomy places the organism in Eukaryota, Viridiplantae, Streptophyta, Magnoliopsida, Poales, Poaceae. The record is from RefSeq and is a predicted model, not a curated record. Bases 1 to 1068 code for a protein of 355 amino acids. The transcript has a single exon.
AUGGCAGACUGGGCGGAGCUUCUACCGGAGCUUGUCCAAGGCAUCGCCGACUGCGUCCUCUCCACCACCGGCGGCGGCGGUGAGGGAUACAUGAACAUGAGGGUCGUAUGCUCCAGCUGGCGCUCUGCAAUUUCCAAGCCAUCUCCACUCGCCGCCAUAGCCGACCUCCGUUUCCGGCCACGGCACUGGGUCAUGCUCAACCUGCCAUCCAAGUACGAGGAUGGUGACGACGACGAUGCCUGCCUCUUCUUCCACGUCCUCACCGGGCGGUUCCGCUGCUUGCGCCUCCCGCUGAUUCAUGAUCACAUCCUCAUUGGUGCCUCUGAUGGUCUUCUCGUGCUCGGGGAUAGGGAUCAGUCCCCGCACCUGGCUCGUGUUCUCAACCCUUUGACAGGCGAUAUGCUCCCCUUUCCCGCGCCAGUACAUCAACGUUUUGACGAUAUUAUGUCAACAGCGGUGAGCGGCGGCUCUCAUACGAUGCUUUUCUCGUGGGCAUCUGAAACAGUUGUAUGUGCUUCUCCAACCAGCGAUGUUCUUAGGGAGGUGGACGUUGGCACGAGCAUGAAUAGCAUGAUUACCUUCCAAGGUAACGUCUAUUAUUCCGAUCAGGAUGGAUGGGUAUUCAAGAUUGUCGCACCAUGUGAAGAAAAAACAGUAGUAGUAGGGAAGAUGUCACCGGAUAAGUACAUACAUUUCGAGAGAAAAGGAAGCACAUGCUCUGAACUCGUGGAGUCUUGCGGGGAACUGCUGCUCGUUCAUGGUUGGGACCAAACCUUGAAUGUUUUCAGAGUAAAUAUCAAGCACAAGUUGUUGGAAGAGGUCAACAGCCUUGGCAGCCACCGCGCACUGUUUCUCGGCGACGAGAGGUGCAUAUCUGUGGACGUGGGUAACCUCCCGUCUGUCGACGGUGACUGCGUAUAUUUGUUUAAUUGGGUGGAAAAUUCAAAAUACAUGUGCGUGUAUAAUCUUAGGGACGACAAGAUGGAGGUUAUCUCCAGCAUGCACCAUCUUGAUCGACCUUAUAGCCUUGUUCAGGUUCUCUUGAUGUACUGUGAUUUUCGUUGCUAG